Molecule: messenger RNA, 1359 nt
Organism: Colletotrichum spaethianum
Lineage: Eukaryota; Fungi; Ascomycota; Sordariomycetes; Glomerellales; Glomerellaceae
Exons: 2
Coding region: 1-1359 (452 amino acids)
Source: RefSeq, a predicted model, not a curated record
AUGCAGCGAUCCGGCUCAACGCCCACGGCCGCCAAUGCACCAUUCUUCUCCUCCUCCUUCUUCUCCUCCUCCUCAAAGUCUCGCCCCGGCACGUCAUCAGGCGAACAGCAGCAGCAGCAGCAGCAGCAACCUCAGCCGUCCCAGACCCAACCGCCGCCGCAGCCCUCGCCCUUCUUCCCGCCGCCCCUCCAGCAGCCUUCCGGCCCCAACGUCCUGGUCAAGGAUCGCAAGACCUCCUUCGGCCGCAAGACCUCCUUCAGCUCCCCCUCCAAGCGCCGCGCCAACAGCUCCAGCUCCGCCGCAGGAGGCAAUGUCGUAGUCACCGACCGCAACGUCCCGCCCGCACUCCCCGACUUCGCCCUCGCCGCCGCCGCAAAGAUCACCCGCGACACGGAAAACAUCCAGAGCCCCGCCUCCGCCGACAGCUUCACCAGGAUGCUGAGCCGCACGCAGACCGGCUCGACGAGCAUCGCGCCCAGCGACCGGCUACAGCCCCCGCCCGUGUCUGCGACGCACCCCAACAUGUGGCAGUCGAGCGAGUCCGUCGUGUUACACAUGCAGAUGCUGGAAAUGGCCAACAAGAGGAUAUCGACCCUGGACUACCUGCGCAAGGCACACGAAGGCCGAGUGUACUGGUUCAACACGAUCCUCUUCGACAAGCCCGACCUGGCCCGCAUGCCCUCGUACGAAUCGCGGAAGCUCGCUCGCCGGGCCACAAACUACCUCUUGCUCGGCCUCUCCCUCCCCACCGUUGUCGACCUCUACGCCAACACCCCGAUCGAGUUCCUCCGCAGUCUCAACAACCUCCUCCAAGAGUUCGAGUCCUUCCAGCAGCUCCACAGCGAAGGCGGCAGCUCCACGAGCUCGCUCUCGCGCGCGCGACUGCCGUCCAUGUUCCGGCGCCAGGGCGGGAAGUCGCGGCGCAGUACGAGCGGCGCCAACGACAUUGGAUACCCGCUCGACUCGGACCCAGGGAGCGCCAGCAGCUACGGCGGCAUUGGGGGCUCGUCGAGCGCGAGCGCGAGCGUCAUGUCAUUCGCGUCCAGCGACAACGACCUGCUUCCGGGCGAGGUGUACACGUACCUGCUGACGCCGUCGCUGCCGUUCGAGCCCGACUUUUACGAGACGUUUGCGACGCUCUGCGAGGUGCUCAUCGAUGUCUACUCAAAGGUGCUGACCCUGGUGCCCACGCCGAGGGAGACGACGACGCCGAUUGCCGAGCUGUUUGCGAAAGCAGACGCCAAGGUGCGCAAGAUCAUUGUGCAGGGCGUCGUCAAGGAGUUUGAGGACAACAGCAGAGCGCACAUCAAGACGGAGAUGGGGAACAUUGGCAAGGUCGUGCUCGGGGGCUUAAUGUGA